This is a messenger RNA of Anarrhichthys ocellatus (wolf-eel), 10135 nucleotides long. It is a transcript of the gene lmtk3, whose product is annotated as lemur tyrosine kinase 3. Lineage: Eukaryota; Metazoa; Chordata; Actinopteri; Perciformes; Anarhichadidae. The record is from RefSeq and is a predicted model, not a curated record. The transcript is spliced from 16 exons. Gene Ontology annotation, biological process: protein phosphorylation. Gene Ontology annotation, molecular function: ATP binding; protein kinase activity. Bases 426 to 8777 code for a protein of 2783 amino acids.
UAGGCUGGCGGAGGAGAAAAAACACAGACAACACCGAGAGAUAGAGGAAGAAAUAAUUAAAUAUAUAGCCUAUAUGUGUAUAUAGAGCGGUUGAUUUCAGCAAUGCUCCCACACGCAGAUGGAGGUGGAGCAGUGAUGUACAUGUGCAGCGAGCGGUGGCCUGAAGACGCACAAUAGAGCAUCGCGCACACCGUGUUUAAUUGCGGAUUAGAGCAGGAGGAGGGGAGAGAGCACCGGGGAAGGCAAGGAGACGCUCUUUAUUAUUUGGGAGAAAAGCGGACGGGGAGGGGGGCAGACACAGACAGCGUGAGCCCGGAGACAGCACAGACCGUGGCGGGGGUGACGGGAGAGAGGAGGACACCAACACUGACAGUCGGCAGCGUCGCUCGGAUGGUGUUGUUGUUGUUGCUCCGGACGCGGCGACGAUGCGGCCACACUGCUGGGUGAUGGUAGCGCUGGCGGGGAUCAUGUCGUACUUCAGCCCGGACAGAGCCCUCGGAGCCCCGCAGAGGGAAGUUUCUCAGACCAGAGCUGCAUCCCUCUCUCCUCCACCCUACGUCGUCAUCCUCAUCUCUUGCUCUGGGCUCGUCUCUUUUGUCCUGCUGCUCCUGACCUGCCUGUGCUGUAAGAGAGGAGUGGGGUUCAAUGUAAGUCUUCAACAUGAGUUUGACAAUGCAGACGGGGAGGAAUGCUCUGGAGGCUCCAGUCCCAUCCAGGAGGACAGCCUGUCGUCAUGUCCCUCCCUCCCUGAGGUCUACACCUUGCCGAUCCGAGAGAGGUCCAACUGCCCCGCCCAGCAGGAUGGAACAGACUCCAAGUCUCAGUGGUUCAAAAGACACACUUUAAACUAUCUUCAGGAGAUAGGACAUGGCUGGUUCGGAAAGGUGAUCCUGGCUGAAGUGCUGUGUGACUGCAGCUCCUCUCAGGCCGUGGUGAAGGAGCUGCGUGUCAGUGCCAGCCCUCUGGAGCAGAGGAAGUUCUUGGCCGAGUCUGAGCCGUACAGGAGCCUUAAACAUCCCAACAUUCUUCAGUGUUUUGGGCAAUGUAGUGAGAGCAUUCCCUUCCUCCUGGUUAUGGAGUUCUGUCAGCUGGGUGACCUGAAGAGGUAUCUGAGAGCCCAGCGCAAGUCAGAUGGGAUGACCCCUGACCUGCCGACCCGGGACCUCUUGACUCUUCAGAGAAUGGCUUUUGAGAUCACCUCUGGUGUGCUGCAUCUCCAUGAAAACAGCUACAUCCACAGUGAUAUGGCUUUAAGAAACUGCCUGGUGACCUCAGACCUCACUGUUAGGAUAGGCGACUAUGGCCUUUCACACAACCAUUAUAAGGAGGACUAUUACCUAACUCCAGACAAGCUAUGGAUCCCACUGCGCUGGAUUGCUCCUGAGCUGCUGGAGGAGUACAGAGGAUCACUCAUUGUUACAGACCAAACCAAGACCAGCAAUGUGUGGUCCUUGGGUGUGGUUAUAUGGGAGCUUUUUGAAUUUGGCUCUCAGCCCCACAGACACCUGAGUGACGAAGAGGUGUUGACCUUCGUCAUUAGAGAGAGACAGAUCACCCUGGCCCAGCCCAGACUCAAACUCUCCCAUGCAGACUACUGGUAUGAGAUCAUGCAGUCCUGCUGGCUACCUCCAUCUCAACGCCCCUCUGUAGCAGAGAUAUUCCUCCUCCUCUCCUCCCUCCUGGCUGCUGAGCGAGGAAUGGCGAGGGGGAGUGUCGGGGAAGAAGAUGAAGAGGAUGAGGAAUAUGAGGAGGGUAGAGGAAGGAGAGGGGAGAGCGAGGAGUCGUUUGAAAGACGCUGGGACUUACUCCGUCCGCCUGCCUUCCAGACUGCAGCACACGAGCGGAGAGAGAGAGAGUACGGCAGGGAAGACAACUCCUACCCCCUACUGGACCCUGUAGGGAACUGUAUCACCACGUCCUCGUCUGAACUGGAUGACAUCCUGACAGUUACUGAAACCAGCAAAGGUUUGAACUUUGAGUAUUUCUGGGAAAAGGCUCAUGCCAGACGAGGCUACAAACCUCUGCCUCCUCCUCAGCCAAUCCCCACUGUGAACAAUAACCACAGACAGUCUUUGGACACACCCACUGUGGUCCCAGUGAUAAGCGCCCGCAGCCCCUCCCUCGCCAGCGAGUACUACAUCAGAUUAGAGGAGCACACUCCCCAGGACAAGUCACCAACUCUUAAAGGGAAGACCCAGUCCUCUUUCCGCUCUAACUCGAUCUGCCCGGGAGACAUGGAGCUGGUGGAGAUUCGCAGUGGAAUGCUGGGAAAAGAGCGGGUCCCUUACUGUUCCUCUGAUAAGUGUGGAAAAGGCCUCCAGACCAUCAGAUCAAGCGAGAUUCACCUCCAGGUGCCCAACACAGGUGUGGCUGAAUUCAGAGACACUUCGAGUAGAGUGACUGACUUUUCAGUAGUUGAUUUGGGAGACGAUGAUGAAGAGGACAAGAAAAGGGGAAGUGAGGGAGACAAAAAAUCUCAUGCCCCGGUCCUUCCUCCCAAGCCUCGCUCUAUGUCCAUGUCGUCAGCCAACCACCUUUACUCGCGCCCCCUCCCCGCCCCCCCACUUGGUUAUAGAGGACUGCCUCACUACACCAUCAGUGGAAAAAUCGAAACAGACCCCCAUCACAUGAGCAGCUGUCCACCUUCUACCUUUGAUCACCUGGGGCUCCAUCGGUCCCGACAGACUCUACCCCCAUCCCCGUCCCUCUCCCCCUCCCUUCCCCCAUCAAGCCAUCCAAUUUACCCCCAACCUCCUCAAAUGUGUCCCCCGCCCCUCCCUCCCCACUCCAAACCACAAAGAAGCUGCCCCAGCUACAAUACAGCAGAGACUUAUUCAAGAUACAGUAGGCCGCAGAUGCAGAGAUCAAGUAGAGACCCAUUAUCCUGUGACUUGUCUGACAGAGAGGGUGGUAGCAGGCACUUAGCAUCAUUGCACAACUCCAGGGAGACUUCUCAUUCUCGUGCAAAAGACUUUGACUCUCCUGUUCGCCGAGAAAACCCAUUGCGUCCCAUUUAUCGCAAUUUACCCCGUCCUCAUCCCACAAACACCCAGAUGGACGGACAGUCUUCAUCCAGUCCCACCUACUCAGAUGAGGAUGACUCUCCCUUCACGUCCCCUGAGAGACCCAGUGGUGGGCCUACUGUCACUCACUCCAGCCUAUCUGAAGAUGCAGACCCAGCCUGUGCCGAGCUCUUCUCCAGGGGAAUGAAAAGGACUCAGUCACGCCUCGACACCAUCCUGCCUGCCAUUUGGAGGGAAGAUGCCGAACUUCAUGCAGAACGUGUGGCUGCUGCCAAGAAAUCCCCCAUGCAUCUGUUUCUGACAGAGAUAUCUAGUGUGACAGAGUCCAGUGAGCCCAAGUCAGAGGCUUCAUGGGAGGGACAGAAUGAGGAGAAAAGAGAUGGAGAGAGAUGGGGGAACUUUGUGCUGCCCAACAGAGGGAUGCGCCGCUCCCAGUCGCUGAUCACAGAGCUGGGGUCAGCAGGACAGUCAUGGGAGCCAGAGAAUUGCAACAGGACAGGAGCUACGGAGGACGAUACAGUCACUAAAGAAUCAUUCCAGAGGGAUCUUUUCCUCACAGAGAUUGACACAGGAAGGAUGGACACGGAUCUGGAGGGGGGAUCACAAACUGAUCCAGUAAAAUAUCUCUAUUCUUCAGGAUCCAGAUUGCGACCCUAUGUCUGUGCUCCAGGACUUCCCUCAUACACCGAGGCUGAGGAAGCCUAUUCAAAGGGUAUACGAAGAUCCCGCUCUCUCCUCUCUGAGAUCACCAUCGGGAAGCAGGACUCUGAGUUGCAGCAGACUGAGAAGGAGCCACAGAGAACAGAAAUGACCAGGGAGGAGUUCCUUAAGGAGAUCCAAUCAGCAGAGACCUUUCUGACUGAAAUCAUAUCUAGACAAAACCCUGCUGCAAACAGAAUGGAACCAGACUCAUCUUACUCCCCUACUCCACUGUCUCCGGAAUACGAGUCCAUAUGCAUUGACCCAAGCUCCGCUCAGACCAUCAGAUUUCAGUCAGAGAGCUCCUUACGAGCAUCCAACAAAGGCAAAGAUGAAACACCAACUGAGGCCAUAUACGCACAAGUGACCAAGCGUGCUAAAAAGAGUGAGAUAAAGGUUUCUAUGAAACCUGAGAUCCCAGUCCUUCAUAUAGGAUCAAAUAAACAACUUGUUCAACUGGACAGCGAAGGAAGCAAUGCUGAAAACUGCCAAUCGGAUGAGUUUGUGUUUUCAGAAAUCAUGCCCAAAAAUGGUCUUCUGCACAACCAAACACUUGCAUGUCGGAAAGAAGAGGAGGAGAGUUCAGAUGGCCCUGCCUUACCUGCCAGAGGAGAGCAAACAGCUCACUUAGAGCACUCUCCUUCUGAGUCCACUCAGAGUGUUAAAGACUCCAACGCGAACAAAUCGCUAGUUACAAAUGAAACAGAUACUCAAAUCACUGCUGUUAUAGGGAAUGGUGAGUUAAUGAAAGAAGACCUACAGGGCAGCAGCGCCGAGAGAGGUCAAACACCUGGAAAGACCGAUACCACGUCAUAUGAUCCUGAUAAAGGAAAGUACCAAACUGAUAAAGGUUUUGCAGUGGACUCUGAACACAUCAGAGCAGCUGAUUUGAAGAAUUCUGGAGAAGAUUUGGGUUCUCAAAAUAAUGAGACGAAAAGAGAGAAUUUACAACACAAUGACACUGGGCAAGAAAAACACUGUCACACUGCCGAAAAGGCACCCACUCCUGCUGCCACUCCAACCACUCCCGACUGGGACCCAUCCUCUGAUGUCUCACUCAUCACCCCAACCGACUCGGGCCUGUCACCCAUGACUUCCAACUCAGCCGACUGUCUCACACCUAGUGACUCAUGGACGAGCGGUGAAGGAGGAGUUGGAGGAGGCGGGUGGCGAGCUCUAGGAAAUGAAACACCACAUCGAGACUCUGCCUAUUUCUCAGACAGUGAAUUGGAGGGGGAGGGGGUGAGCAGGAGGAGCAGUGAUGGACUUUUUGCCUCCAGGCCGGGCAGCAGUCGAGGGGGCGAUCGGGGAACACUGACAGGGAUAGAGGAAAAAACUGAGGAGGAGGGAGAGAUGGGAGAAAAGAGCCCCUUAAGAAAAAUCAUACAGCUGUCACAUAACAAAUGUGAAAUUGGAGAAACCAUUGAACUGUGUGAGGAAACGAGGACUCCAUAUCAACAUGCUACAGGAAAUGCUGUCUCUAAUUUAGGUGAUGACAAAGAUAUUCUAAACAAAGGGCUAGAGUCAGCACAGAGAGACGAUUCUGGCAUUUUCCAAAACGAAAGCAAAACGUCAACACUGCUGUGUGAUGAUCCGCAGGCCAAGGACUGCGUUGACUUAAUUGAUGAGUUGUUCUCAAAAUUAAACGACGAGCCACUGAAAGGACUCCCACACAGCGGUGGGUAUCCGAUUGACAACCACUUCAGAGAAGGCGUCAUCUCUCAGAUAACAGAUUGCAAAUACCAGGGCUCUGCAGACAACGAUUUAAAUCUACAUUCCAAGAGCCUGGCUGAGACAAAUAUUUUGAUCGAGUCUGUAUCUGGCAGCCGGUCAAAUGAUUGUGUGUUGAGCCCCAGCAAUAAAGAAUACACAAGUGUUACAGAAACGGAUAUUGAUCUCUCUGCACUGAACUCCCUCACAUGUGGAAAUGACACUGUUGAAUAUGUAACACCAUCCCAGGUUGACAACAGAGAGUCGAGAUUAUCUAAACUUUACGGAAUUCAAACCAGCGAGGCCACACUCAGCGAUGACACCCCGUCAGUAGUCGAGCCAAGUGAGGUUGGGAAGUCUGUCUGUGAUAAAGUGAGUGGCCCGACAUGUCCUUCUUGGGCUGAGGAGGGUGUUGAAGAGCCUGAGGGACAUGAAGAGAGGCCUGGUCAAGACCACAACGAGCUGGGCCUGAGAAACCUGCGCUGCUCAGAUGGAAGCGAGCACAAGAAGGUCACUACGGAGACGGAGAAACAGCUGGCUGCCGCAGAGCUGAGUAAUGCCAUGAAGGAAAAGUCGCCCUUGAGAGGAGCAGUCAGUCGGAUGGACUGUGCUAACAAUGCAGAUAAAGACUCCUGCGAGGGCCUGGAUGUGAAGACGAAAGAGUUAUGGAGCGCCCUGGAGGAGGAUGAAGAAAAAACAGGAUCUGGUGUUGUUAGGGGAGAGUUUGACUGCCAUCGUUUUUCACAGUCAACAGACUUACGUUUGUGGCCUGAUGAAAAUGACCAGUGGGCCUCUCCAGAGAGGAGAUGCCAAGACAUUGAACUGAGAUCAGAAUUUUUCUCUGGGUUCAGUAAUAAGGCCUGGGAGGUGGGGGAGAGGCUCGUUGUGGGUCAGGAGUUUUGGGAGACUGAAGAAAACGACGAACUUGCAGGACGCGAACCGCACCCUGCCAUCUUGGAGGGCUGCGAAGAAACCUGGAAUGAUGAAUCACAAGGAAUUGCUGGUAAACUUGCCAUUAAGGAAACAUGGGACUCUGCAGGCGAUAAUGACCAACAGGCUGUCCAAGUGUUAGAUGUACAACAGGAGGAAAAUAUUGAGAACAUAGAAGAAAUUGGCCAUUUUAACAAAGACCUAGAAAAAGCAUCCCCAGAUAUGGAAGUAGAGAAUAUAGAAAUUCCAGAGCAGGAGUCCUUGGAGAAAGGAGAGAGGCAGAUUUUGUCAUGCACAGACACAGUCCAGGACAGGGAAGGUCUGCUAGACUCCACAGAAACAGAGGAAAAUCGAAAUUUUAACAGAUGUCCUCAGAAUCACCUCUGCACGAUCCAAAAAGAGGGACAGACAUCAGCUGAGCAUGUUGACAAAGAAACAGGCUCUAAUUCAGAGAACUGCUUCAGUCACACUUUGGACAGCUCAAAUAUAACUAUUUGCAUCACCGAAGCUCCUCAUGAGAACUUUUCAGACCUGGAAAAUGUUGAAUCAGGCGCAGAUUUAGAGGCUGAAAUGAGACCAUGGAUUGCUAGGGAAUAUAUAGAAGAGAGCGUAAGCAUUAUGAACGAAGAAGAGGAUUACAGAGACAUGCCGCCUCCACCCAAUGAUUGUCCAAGUGACCUUGAUGUGCAGGAGGAGAUGGAUCAGUCGUAUCCACAGGUAGACAAUUUCAGCUCAGUAGAUUUUCCUAGUCCUCCACCAAGCAUAGACCUUGAUGUGCAAGAUGAUAAAUUGGAGAGUUUAGACGACUCUUUUCCUAGUCCUCCACCAUCUGUUAUAGAGGCAGAGGAGUUUAUUAGUCACAUUAAUCUAGAAGACUUUAUUGCUAGCACUGAGACAGAGUCGUAUAUUUCCCCAACUCACAACGCAGAUGUCUCAGAGCCACCUCUGCAAGAAUUACCACCUGCUACAACUCAAAUUAAAGGGAUCUCAGCCAAUCUGAACCUUCCCUCUGUGCACAUAACCUCGGCCGAUGAGAGCGACCUUGCAUCCAAUAUAGAAAAACAGGAUGAACAUAAUAAUUUCUUCCAGAAAACAUCAUCUGCCUCCCCAUCUUCGCCCCAAGUUCCCCUCAACAAUCUCCCAGAAUUACUGAUUUCUGAGUGGAAAAAUUUGGAUGAGGAGCCGCUGGAGGAUUUCGAAAAACUGGAACAACUGUGUUGCAUAUCUGAGGACGAGGAGGACUCUCUGGGCGAUCUUUUUCUGGGGAACCUAGAGCUCCUGGAGUCUUUGAAGAAAACACCUGAGCAGAAGGGCAGCAGUGUUGGUGAUAGCGAUACAGCUGAAGAGACAUGUUGCACCUCGACUCCUGAGGGGAGCAGGGUGGAUUUGAAGGAGGCUCGGAUCUCUGAUAAAUCUGACAAACUAGCCGAAUCUGCACCCCAGCUGAUCUUGGACUCUGAAGAGGAGAAGAAUGACGGACAGAGAUCAUCAGGCCAAACCCCUGAUGUCAAAGAUACGGGCUCUCUCUCUAAGAUGACAACAAAGAAUGGCCUCAUGAUGCAGGUGUGUGAGGAGAGGCUGCAGUUUUCCCUCAGUGAAAAUGUGAAAACAAAUGUGCUCUGGGGCUCGACUGUUAAAGACACAGUGACGCUCCGGCCCUGGGGGGAACAAAUCACAGAGAGCAGCAGUGAGCUGGUCACUGUCUUAGAACAACAAGAGGAUGAAAGCCAAGAGAAGCAUGAAAGUUCCUCCAGCAUUCAACCCCACACCGAAUCUGAUGAAACUGAAGCUGAGCCGCUCACUGUGAUUGAACAACCUGAGGUCCCAACCCCUCAGCCGACUGCAAACCAGGCAAUGAAAGCAAAACUAGCUCGUCUCUCUCUCACCCUCCCUCCUCUCGCUCUGACUCUUCCCCUCACCCCCACUGGUAAAGGAGGUUUUGGGGACGGUGCGAUUGGAAAUCGGAUCGGAAGACGGAGAUGUUUGCCCUCAGGAAGCGACGCUGACGAGGAGGAGGAGGAUGAGCAGGAGGACGAAAGCUCCCAGAGGAUGAUUGUUGUCACAGAAACAGAUGUGGACAAACGUGUCGGGCUGAGGAGUCUGCUGAAAUCACCCAAAGAGCCGAUGGACAGAGAGAGGGACAGAGGAAGAAAUGUGUCCUUUUUUGAUGAUGUCACGAUUUAUCUUUUUGAUCAGGAAACUCCGACCAAUGAGUUGAGCAGUUCGGCGCCCACAAGUCCAGCCCCAGUGUCCAUCAAAAGCACCAAGCUAGAUUUGCGUGGGUCAAACAUCAAGAGCAAAGAUUCAAAAAGGAAAGAGGAUUUAUCAAUCAAACCGAGGUCGCCCGUGGGGGCCAAAACAGUGACAUCAUCGCGCUUCACUGUCAGCCCUGCCAACGACCCCCACUCGGCGUGAUGUUUCAUGUCGUGGGAACCUUUAGAGCUGAACCCUCUUGGACUGGCCAGUGAAUUAACCACAACAACCAGCCAUUCACCCAGAGGCUAUUUUUUUAUUGAAGAGGCAUCUUAAAGAAUGAGACUCCCGUUCUAAAAGCUGGACACAUUCCAGGUUUUACCAGCGACAGGAUUUUGUAUGACAGGGGUUGUUGUGCUCAUGCCUGCCACUAUUUACAGAGUUUAUUCACAGCCUUCAGCUACAAAAGUCUUUGGAAAAGGCAGCAUAUGCUAGGAGAAGAGGAGCCCGGAGCUUUGUAAAAUCGGAAACAGAUUCGACAGCUAUGCAGUGGGAGUCUUGCUGUGUACCAGCUUACCUUCUCUUUUUCUUCUUCAUUCUGUUGUAUUGUUCCCCAGAUGUGCGGCGAAUGCACUUUCUUUGGUCAUUCAUCUGUCUAUGUAAACACUUGGAUUCCAGUCCUCUCUUUAUUAAAGAAGUUUUUCAUUGCAGUCAGUCAGUUGUUCUUGUCGGCAGCUGUUUGAAACAGAAAUCGCUUGACCUGUAUUUGAGAAUACUCAUUUGCAUUUGUACAAAUGUCAUAAUACAAGUGAAUCCAAUAUCAUUUUAGAGCUGUUUACUUUUAGAUGUAUCCUUAGACUGCACGAAAAAUGAAACAAGCUAUGCUUCUUUAUACUUUUAGUUCUAAAAAGAUUUCUCUUAUGUUAUUAAUUUAAAUUAUAGAUAUUUAUUAUAUUGUUUAAAUUAUUUAUGUAAAGCCAGUUUUUAUGCAAUAUUUUAUUUAUUUAUUUAUUAAUCUGUUUAUUUAUUUGCUUUCUGCAAUUAACAUAUAUUAGCUUAGCUAUAAUUUCUUUGGGACUGAAUGCAUCUAGGUUAUACCUUCGCUAAGAUCUUCAUAACAAAUAAAUGAAAAUAUUUUCCCAAACGUGUUAAUUGCUAAAAAGGUAUUUUGUAUAAUUUGACUUGUUAAUAUAUGCCGAUCUGUAUCGAACUAUGUCCUGUAAAGUGUCAUUAUUUUCCAAUGUCUAGGAAUUUUUAGCUGUCUUGUCAUUAUUUUACCUUGUUUAAAGACCGUUAAUGUAGCUUAGCAUGAAAAAUCAAAGCCUUUCAACAGUAAAUAACUCCAUUUGUUUGUGUAUCUGUUAAUUUACCCCAUUUUCUACUAAUAACAGUUCAUCCUGCAGUCGAGGUCCAACUAGUCCAUUUGUUUAGUCUGUUUAAAUGUUGGUUUAAAACCUGUAUUGUUUAAAGAACGGUUUUCAAGGGGUAAUGUAUAAACAAGGGGAAAUAAAAACUACAAAAUGUGAACCUCUUAUUGAACUGUUUCAUGAAAAUAAAUCGUUUUGUUUUGUAAUUGUAAA